This is a messenger RNA of Saxophila tyrrhenica, 1323 nucleotides long. RefSeq lists its product as uncharacterized. Gene Ontology annotation, biological process: carbohydrate metabolic process. Gene Ontology annotation, molecular function: polygalacturonase activity. Lineage: Eukaryota; Fungi; Ascomycota; Dothideomycetes; Mycosphaerellales; Extremaceae. The record is from RefSeq and is a predicted model, not a curated record. Bases 1 to 1323 code for a protein of 440 amino acids. The transcript is spliced from 8 exons.
AUGAGAUCUCAAGCUUUCCUUGGCGCACUGGCGUUAAGCAGCGCUGUCGCUGGCCAGAGCAUCUCGCAGGACGACAUUAACGGCAGGCCAACAUGUACCGUUUGCGCCGGCUCGAGCAAUGCCACCGACGACACUCCUACCAUACUCCGUGCCUUCCAGCAAUGCGGGAACGGUGGCACCAUCGUCUUCCCAGCCGAUCAAACCUACCACAUCAAUUCUAAGCUGAACCCGGUCGUCGACGACGUGACCAUCGACUGGCGCGGCGAAUGGAUGUUCUCUGAAGACCUAGAUUAUUGGCGUAACAACAACUACCACAUUUCAUUUCAAAACCAUGCCGCUGGUUUCAUCCUCACAGGCGACCACAUCCGCAUCGAUGGCUUCAAUACCGGCGGCAUCGAUGGCAACGGUGAGGUGUGGUAUUACGACGAAAGAGGAAACGAGACAACUGGAGCGACACGGCCAGGCCGCCCCAUGCCCUUCGUCCUGUGGAACGUUAGCGACGUCCACGUUCGUAACUUUUACGUCGUACAGCCCCAACUCUGGUCGAUCAAUAUGAUGAAUGCUACCAACAUAUACUUCGAUAAUAUCUAUGUUAACGCGACCUCUCCGCAAGCCCCUCACGGCUACAACUGGGUGCAAAAUACGGACGGUUUCAACACUAUGGACAGCUACAACGUCUACCUGACCAAUUUCACCUAUCAGGGCGGCGAUGACUGCGUCGCGAUCAAGCCACGGAGCUACAAUAUAUUUGUCAAUGAUGUCACGUGCCAUAGCGGGAACGGUGUUGCCAUUGGAUCUCUCGGACAGUACCUGAAAGACGCCUCUGUGGGGAACGUGCAUAUUGACAAUGCCAAGAUCAUCAAGGGCGGUGCGCAGGACAGCAUAGGACAGGGAGCAUAUAUCAAGACCUGGGUCGGAGAGCUCGUCUCCGGAGGCGAUCGUGACUAUGAGAGCGACUAUCAACCCCGCGGCGGCGGCUGGGGCGGCGUCAGGAACAUGCUCUUCAGCAACUUCCAGAUCUUCGGCGCUGGUGGUGGGGGCGUUAUCACUCAGGACAGCGGCGACAACGGCACCGCAGCAGGCACAUCAAACAUGUUGGUGAACAACGUCGCGUUCGUGAACUUCACCGGCUAUCUGGAUGAUAGCAAUGUGGAGGCGAGUGUGAGUUGCUCGAGGAGGCAGCCGUGCUACAAUAUCGAUUACAAGAACUACACGUUGUACACAAGCGCGAAUCGCACGCAGUUGGCGACGCAGGCAAGCUGUAUGUGGACGGAGGACGGCGGGGUACGUGGAGUGGAUUGUAAGGAGGCCGAUGGUGACUGA